AUGGUUCUUGAAGACCUGCAAGGCCUCAGUGAUUUCGCGGCUGUCAGCUUUGACGGUGCUUCGUUCUCGUCGCCCGCCAUGGCAGCCGGCUAUGAUCUGACCUCGAGUGUGUCCAGCAGCUCGACGAGCAACCUGGGCACCGUGUCGCCAAACGACCUGCUCCUGCAGGAGCCGUUCAUGUCGGCACCCAACUCGGCUGCGCUCACGUCCUUGACGUCUCCGUCGGACUUUGACGACUCUCCUUAUGGCGACAGCUACGAUGUGUCGCCCAACUUUGGUGGCAACGACUUUGAGGCGGGGACCCACGACACGUGGUUCCCCCUCUUCGCCCAGGACACCACCUCCUCGGUUGCUGCAGGCCCCGUGGCCGGCGCUGUUUCGGCAUCGCCCGCAUCGCGGCCUGUUGAUGAGAUUGACGAGUCGGAGACAACGCCCAGCCGCCGCAAGUCGUCCGGUCACGCCCGCUCCCCUUCCACCUCGCACAAGCACUCUGCCUCAGCCGGCGUCAAUGCGUCCCGACGCCGGGAAAAGCCUCUGCCCCCUAUCAUUGUCGAUGACCCGUCGGACAUUGUUGCCAUGAAGCGGGCGCGCAACACCCUUGCCGCACGGAAGUCCCGUGAGCGCAAGGCCAUGCGCGUGGAGGAGCUUGAGGAGAAGAUUGCUAAGCUGGAAGCGGAGCGCGACCACUGGAAGAAGAUGGCUCUCGGUCACUAG
Sporothrix brasiliensis 5110 is the source of this 714-nucleotide messenger RNA. RefSeq names its product cross-pathway control protein 1. Gene Ontology annotation, cellular component: transcription regulator complex. Bases 1 to 714 code for a protein of 237 amino acids. The record is from RefSeq and is a predicted model, not a curated record. Gene Ontology annotation, biological process: positive regulation of cellular response to amino acid starvation. Gene Ontology annotation, molecular function: RNA polymerase II cis-regulatory region sequence-specific DNA binding; DNA-binding transcription factor activity, RNA polymerase II-specific. NCBI's taxonomy places the organism in Eukaryota, Fungi, Ascomycota, Sordariomycetes, Ophiostomatales, Ophiostomataceae. The transcript has 2 exons.